This is a messenger RNA of Colletotrichum gloeosporioides, 1449 nucleotides long. RefSeq lists its product as uncharacterized. The record is from RefSeq and is a predicted model, not a curated record. NCBI's taxonomy places the organism in Eukaryota, Fungi, Ascomycota, Sordariomycetes, Glomerellales, Glomerellaceae. The transcript is spliced from 3 exons. Gene Ontology annotation, cellular component: cytoplasm. Gene Ontology annotation, molecular function: oxidoreductase activity. The coding region runs from base 1 to 1449 and encodes 482 amino acids.
AUGGCUACCCAGAAGCCGACACACAUGCGGGCCCCUGUCGCCAACCCCGUCACCUCCUUCUGGAACUCAUCCCCGCGGGCGCUGGACGACCAUCGCACUACUCCAGACCUUCCCGCUUCCAGCGAUGUGGUCAUUAUCGGCGCAGGUUUUGCAGGUGUGGCUACGGCCUAUCAAAUACUGAAAGACAACCCGUCUCCACCCUCUAUCACGAUCCUGGAAGCGAGGAAAGUCUGCUCCGGCGCGUCGGGACGGAACGGCGGACACGUCAAGCCCGAUACGUACUUCAAUGUGCCCAAGUAUACCAAGCUCUACGGGGCCGACGAGGCAGCAAAACUCGCUGCAUUUGAGGCAUCAAACGUGUAUGCAGUGAAGGAGCUCGUGGAGAGCGAGGGACUGGACUGUGACUUUCACCUAACGCGGGCUGUGGAUGUAUACCUUGACCCGGAGCAUGCCAAGCAAACCGAAGCGGCGUACCGCGAGCUUUUGAAAGCGGGGAAGGUCAACCUGAAGGACGUGGCUUUCACUCCUGAACAAGAUGCCGAGAGGGCAAGUCAUCAAUGGAAACGCAUAGCUCGGUCGAUCGCUGACUUUACGUUCCCAGUGAAGGGUGCCAAAUGCUGCUUCUCCUUCACGGCCGCCCACCUCUGGCCCGCCAAAAUGGUCCACCAGAUCCUGCACCGUCUUCUCGAAAAGGGCGUCAACCUACAAGCCAACACGCCCGUGAGCAACAUCUCCGAGACGCCAGACGCAGACGGCAGGUGGACGUUGCAAACCCCCCGCGGCGCCAUCAAGGCUGGCAAAGUCGUCGUCGCAACCAACGGCUACACCGCGCAGGUCCUCCCGCAGUACGAAAACCGCAUCGUGCCUGUCCGCGGCAUCUGCAGCCGCAUCACGUCGCCCAAGGGCGCCUGCACGCCGCACCUCGUCAACACGUACGGGAUCCGCUUCGACGCCGUGAACAACGAUUACCUCAUCCCGCGGGCGGACGGGAGCAUCGUCGUGGGCGGGGCGCGGCAGAUGUUCUGGCACAAGCGCGCGGAGUGGUUCGACAACGUCCGCGACGACGAGCUGGUGCGGGGCGCGGCGCCGUAUUUUGACGGCUACAUGCAGAGGUUGUUCCGAGGCUGGGAGGACAGCGGGGCAGAGGUCGAUCGCGUGUGGACUGGCAUUAUGGGGUACAGCUCCGACUUCAUGCCGCAUCUCGGGACGGUGCCUGGCAAGCCCGGGCAGUUCAUCAUCGCCGGGUUCUCAGGUCACGGUAUGCCUGAGAUUCUCCUGUCCAGCAAGGGCGUUGCAGCCAUGGUAAGGGACGGCGCUGCGUUCGCGGAGACCGGUUUGCCCAGCAUCAUGGAGACGUCAGAGGCGAGGAUCUCGCGCAAGGACAGUCCGCUGGAGGAGGGAUUGAAGUCGGUUUGGGAGGGGGAGAGAAAGGUCGAGGCGAAGCUGUAA